UGCACGGUCACACCGCUUGGGACGCCCCAGGUUAGUUGUAAAUUUAAUAUCAUCAAAAGUGGCGGCCAACGAGAUUUUAGAUGUUCUAUGAGACGCGUUUUACGGUUUAGUAAAAGUUUUUGAUUGUCAAGAAUCUUGCAUCUGGAGAGAUGUCCUACUUCGCGGUCUAUGUACCGCCAUCGAAGGCGGUAUUUGAAGGAAAGCCGGAGCAGUGUGCGGGCUCGAUUGCGGCAGUGAGGAUACAGUCGCUGGAUGCCAGUAAAUCUGGGCCUGGCCCUGGAUCGGGAUUGGGACCAGCGGCAGUGCCGGCGGAGGAUUCCGACUAUCCACCCGACUCUCCGCUUUGGCUGAUCUUCACCGAAAAAAUGCAUGCACUGAACGUCCUGCGUCAAUUCAAGGAUGGCCGAUUGCGAGAGUUCCCCAACCAGGAGCAGGCCAAGAGCUACGUCCAGUUUGGGUUCGAGAGCAUAGAGUCCCCCAAGAGAUUUUUCAAGACAAAGGCGCCAAGCAGCAUUUUUUGUUUUUUACUUUUUGAAGAGAGCAUCAGCAUCGGCUAUAAAAGCUCACCGAAUUCCGCGGAUAAUUCGUAUAGCUCCGACUCGGCCAUAGGAAGCAGCAGUGGCUUUGCCUCCAUGGACGGUAGCUUACAUAUAAGCAGCUCGCCCACAUCCUCGCCGGGGGGCAGUUGCCCUAAUGGCAUUAUUUCCAAUGGCCGUCAGCAUCAUCAUCAGCAUCACCAUCAGCAGGAGCUGUCGGGCAGCGGCAGCGGCGGCGGCGGUGGAGAGCGUACUCAAUUCUGGCCACCCAAUAAACAGGAGUUGCAGGAAUUUCGCCGCCAGAUCGAAUUCGGCAACCUGGAGAGAGUGAAGCGAAUUGUAUGGGAAAAUCCUCGCUUUCUCAUCAGCAGCGGCGACAAGCCCACCUGCCUGACCGACAGCUGUCGCUACAAUGCACUUCACAUCUGUGCCCAGGAGAAUCAGGCGAAAAUAGCCGAGCUGCUGCUAAAGACCAUCUCGGACCCGGAGUUCUCGCAGCUGUAUGCGGGCAAAAAGGGCACCAAUCCCACGUUCUUCUUCACCCUCAACUCUAGUCUCUUGGAUUAUUAUCUGAACAUGCCGGACAGUGUCCGUGGCGAUACGCCGCUUCAUCUGGCGGCUAAAUACGGACACGCGAACGUGGCCGAGGUGCUUCUCGCCUAUCCCCAGUGCAAUGCCUCGCUGGAGAAUAUCGAUGGACUGCAGCCCAAUGAUCUCAUCUGUCAGCGAUCCACGGCCGAGGCCAGCAGGAAACUGAAUGUGCUGUUGUCCGAUCCGCAUUAUGUGCCCGUGCUGAGGUCCAUGGCCAAUGAACUGCCACCCGAAGUGGGUAAACCCUUUUCACCCAAACAGCCACCGAACUUAGAGCCAAAGGACGAAAACGGCCUUUUCAGUGCACAAUUGUUCAUUAGCGCCCUGGCGGGACCAAUGUCCCGUGACAAGGCCUUCAAGUUAUAUAAACGCUGGAAAACACCGACACAACGCACCGACGAGAGCAACAAUAACGAUAUCGUUAAGAUGCCAGACACGCAUAUCGUUGUGGGCGAGUACACAGACAGCUACCGGGAGCGGCACAUCAAGAACUCGGACAUUGAAAAGGGCCUGGAGGUGGUCGGUCGGCAGCUGGCCAGCCAGGAGCAGCUCCAAUGGCGGGAAUACUGGGACUUCCUUGAUGCCUUCGUGGACAUUCGAACGCCCGAGGGACUGGAUCGACUGGAGGGCCAUCUAGUUGCGAAAAGCGAGCAGGCAAAGAAGGAGGAUGCCAUGAUGAACCAUGCCCAAUUGUUUCAAAGUCUUAAUGUGGUGGCCAGCGAGCAGCAGCAGCAGCAGCUGGACAGAUCGUCGGCCAACAUCGCUGAGGUUGUGCCAAAUACCAUCACUGAAUUCCAGACGCCGUACACCUGUGUGGAAAAGUCGCUGCAGGUGUUUGCCAAACGGAUCACCAAAACCCUGAUCAUUAACAUCAAGGAGGUGUUCAUCAACGACAUGGUGCUCAGCGAGCUGAAGAGACUCAAGACUCUAGUUGCUAGCUUUAUGAUUGACGCCCGUUUUACCCACGUGGACUUUAGCAAGGUGCAUUCGCGCAUUGCCCACCUGGUGGCCAGCUAUGUGUUUGACUCGCAGGAGGUGAAUGUGGCAAUGCGAUUGCUUCUGCUCCAGAUGCUGCGAAAAUUACUCAAGCUAUUGGCCCCGGACGAGCGUGGACGGGAACAGCAUUUGGGGUGCUGGUGCAGCAGCUUGUUGCAAAAGUUAGAACAGAAUCCAGGAUCCACCACUGCCCUCCAUCAGCUGCCGGACGCUGUCAAUACCGAGGAGCUAUAUAUCAACGCCUGGGAGGCGGAGCAUAGCUGUCCCUGCCAGUGGGUUGUCCCGCACAAUCUCAGCCGCAAGAGCAGUCGGCGCAAGCGCACCGAAUCCCUGCGAGCCGCUGUUGCCGCUGCCACCACCGCCUCAGCAUCUGAGGAUAACGACAAGACUUUAUUUUACGACUGCCUAGAAACUGCCACUGAGGAUGGGACUAGCAGUGAGGAGGAGAACUUUGGAACGCCGCCAGAGAGCAUGACGCCUCAAUGGACAUACCAACUAUAUAUAUAUGGCAAAGAGCCAACGAAACGGGAUGUUGACGUUCUGAAUGCCAUUAUCAAUGUGAAUUUGGAUGAGGAAACCCGCCCGCGUCUCCAUGCUUGGAGGGCCAACAUGGAGAGCUUCCCCGCCUCGGAGCUGGAACUGUUCCCGUCGCCAAAGAAUGUCCAGAAGGCGAUCAUCAAACCCCCCAAGCCCAUCGGUACCAUCCUGGCCACUCCGAAACUGGGUUCCUUUGGUGGAAUAACAAAAGGAGGGCGACGAGCCAGCCCCAAUCUCAGUAUUCAGCCACCGGCAGUGGCUGUGGGAGCAGCAGCGGCAGCGGAAGUGCGAAUUUUCAGCAGUUCAUUAUCGCCGGUUUUGUCCUUUGAAUCUUUGGCCGCGGCGGCUCAGACAUUCCCGACGGCGCAGACAUUCCAGUCGCCGCUAAACAAGAUGCGGGAACUUUUAAGUAAAUACCGGGAGGUACGAUCCACCUCCGAGCUGGACUCGUCGAGCGGCAGUGGUCGCUGAGACUGCGUUUGGCUAUGUAAAUUUGUUGGAAUUUGUAAAUAUUUUUAAAUGAAUUUCAAAUAAAUUAUGAAUUAAGUAUAAAAACAUA
Molecule: messenger RNA, 3219 nt
Organism: Drosophila kikkawai
Lineage: Eukaryota; Metazoa; Arthropoda; Insecta; Diptera; Drosophilidae
Gene: Ankle2
Product: ankyrin repeat and LEM domain-containing protein 2
Biological process (GO): negative regulation of phosphorylation
Cellular component (GO): endoplasmic reticulum
Molecular function (GO): protein phosphatase 2A binding
Source: RefSeq, a predicted model, not a curated record